Molecule: messenger RNA, 6928 nt
Organism: Sciurus carolinensis (gray squirrel)
Lineage: Eukaryota; Metazoa; Chordata; Mammalia; Rodentia; Sciuridae
Gene: Adamts13
Product: ADAM metallopeptidase with thrombospondin type 1 motif 13
Exons: 30
Coding region: 2140-6672 (1510 amino acids)
Biological process (GO): proteolysis; extracellular matrix organization
Cellular component (GO): extracellular matrix
Molecular function (GO): metalloendopeptidase activity
Source: RefSeq, a predicted model, not a curated record
CUUUCCUGAGGAUGAGCCAGCUCCAUCCCCGGGUGAGAUGCCAGCCUCUGUACACAGCCAGCACCAGGGGAGUCCUUGCUGGCGUCUUCUUCGUCCUGGGCUGCUGGGGACUCUCCGAUUUCCAGCAGAAUUUUCUUCAGGCUCUGGAGCCGGAGGACCUGGCUUCCUACUUUGGCCCCAGUGCUACCUUUGAAGUUUCCUGCCCUGGUGUCCUCUUAGCCAGAGGAGUUUCUCAGGACCUGGGUGGGGUACCUCCCCACUAAGUCAGUUUUUCCAGGGCUUUUGAUGGUGCAGGAGGGAGGCAGGCAGAGAAGCUGCAUCUCCCCUGUUCAUUAACUGUUACUUCCUGCCAACUUGAUAAAAACUGCUCUGGGUGUUCUGGAUGAGUUGGGGUUCUGACCCCAGGCUUCUGUUAAACAUCCCAAGGAAAUGGUCAUUAGCGGGCCAGUCCCUUCCACCCAGUUGCCCCUGAUGGGCUGGCUCAUUUUCGGGAACUUUGGUUUCUGGCCAUGGAUGUAAAUAUUUAUUCCGUUUGUGGGAAACAAGGCAGGCACUGGACCAACUUCCUCCAGAGCCCGCCUGCCACCUCCUCAUGCUGAGGUCUUUCCCCUGUCUAGCAGCCUCAUGUCUCAGGGUACCAGUCCUCUGUCCUCUUUCCCGGUAGGACCAUUGAUGACUUCAAUCUAAAGGCUGGUGUGGGCCAGAUGUGGGUGGGCUAGUGGUCAGGGUGGAGCAAUUAGGACAGCCUAAUUGUGCCCUGGCUUCCCUGUGGUUUGCCUUGGGUCCAGCUGGAGGAUUACUGGGGCAGAGGGUCUGCCCCAGAUCUGCCCCUUCUGGGCCAGAAUACUAUUGCCUUGGGUCUGGUCUGUCUUGGUGGGGGACAGUGAGGCUGGUCUGACCUCCUGCUUUUCAGGGAGGCUGGAGGCUCCACAUGGCAUCUCCUUCCUCUUGGUGUCCGCUUCAGGGGUGCACUGGGUGGAGGAACCCGAGCUUGGUGUUUGACGGGUGAAAGGGGCUCACUGAAGAGGGAAUUGGUCUCUCCCAGUGAAGGUGACAGACACGUUUGUUCCCCCAGACUCUAAGGGUGGUCCUCUUGGUAAGGCUCACGACAUUGCUCAUGAAACAUCUGUUUCAAGGCCAAGACCAGUUUGCUGGGUACUGGUUCAGCCCCAGGGGAGCCCUGUGAGGGGAAGCAACUUGUCCACCGGUCCUUUAAAUGGGGAGGGCAGGACUCACACCCAGGCCCGGCCUUCAGGCCUGUGUGCCUUCUGACUCACCCUCACCAAAGCUGGAGGACCUGGAUGGGUGAGCAGGAAUUGGUGAAGCAGCUCCUGUCUCCACAGUGCCCCUGUUCACAGUAGCCUCACUCACCUGUGGCUGUGGGGAUAGGCUCAGGGGGCUGCCCUGCAGGGCCAUGCUCUGCUCUCUGAGGCCCUGGAGAGUUCUUCACCUUCUCCUUCUGGCCUGAGCGGGGCCUCCUGGCCCCCUCCUUCAUCAGUGAGUAUGUGGUGAAUGCCUCCCUGUGGCUACUGAGGAGACCCCCAGCCACUGCUUCAUGGGAGGCCAUGCCCUUCUGCCCCAGGACACAGUGGCCAGGGUCACAUACUGCUGGGCCCACUUGGUGAGUAGGAGCUUGGGAGAGCAUUGGGGACAGGGUGUGCUCAGGGUGUGGCUGGUGGACCCCAGCGUGCAAAGGGCCAUCCCUAAAUUCCCUGCCGUGAGGCUGAAUGUCCUGAUAGGACACUGCAUCCCAUCUUUGGCUAAUGUCAAACCCCAGGGAGGGAGACAGGCUCAGAAAAUGGGCCACCCAUUUAGCCAGUGUCAGUCAGAUGCAAACCCUGCUUUGUCAAUGCCCAGGUUACUGAGAAAGACAAGAACCUGGGCUCUGAGUGCAGCUAAAAGCCCCACCACUCCUUACUCCUGCAGUUGGGCCUCAGCCACUCCACCUGAGCAUGGUGCCUUGGCACCUGCCUGGUUUGUUAUGAGGGCUGUGUCCCACGUGUCAGAAUCGUAAUCUGUCCAUAUACCAGCACCGUUUAUACAUUAUGUACCCUAGUCCCUGAGUUGGGAGCCCCAGCCAGAGCCAGGACAGAUGCCACUCAGGGUCAGCCUGUUGACAGACUCUCCUGGUCCCUUGAGAUGCUUCCCUCCUCAUGUCUGGGACCUCAUCUGGGUCUUUUAUGGGUCAUGUGCAUGAGCAGAGGUUCAAGUGUGGGCAGGGGGGCAGUGGCAGCAUGUGGUGGACAAACCUGGUCUGGGAGAGCAUGGCUUCCUACCUUCCAUGUAUGGGCUUGUGGAUCUGGACUUGGAGAGGACUUAACCAAUGCAUGCCCAGAAGCCUUCUCCUGCAGGGGACAUGGUGAUCCUCCCAGGACAAGGGGUGCUCUGUGCUGGAGGUUGCUUUCUCUUCUGCAGGAGGUUGACAACUUGGUGGCUGCAGGCAGACUGUAUGUCCAGCCAGUGAAGCGGCAGCAAUGGGGGCUAGUGCCCCGCUGGAGCAGUGCCCAGCCCCACCCGAUCCAUAGGCCUGCAGUCUCAGAGUCUGUACAAGGCCGUCCUUCCCCUCACCUCCAGAGACAUAAACGGGCUGCAGUGGGCCCGCUGCACCUGGAGCUGCUGGUGGCUGUGGGCCCUGACGUCCACCAGGCUCACCAGGAGGAUACGGAGCGCUACGUGCUCACCAACCUCAACAUUGGGUCGGAAUUGCUAAGGGACCCAUCCCUGGGGGCUCAGUUCCGUGUGCACCUGGUGAAGCUGAUUGUUCUCACAGAGGCCAAGGACGCUCCCAACAUCACAGCCAACAUCACCUCAUCGCUGCUGAAUGUCUGUGAGUGGAGCCAGACCAUCAACCCUGGGCAUGCCGACCUGGUCCUCUACGUCACCAGGUUUGACUUGGAGUUGCCUAAUGGCAAUCGGCAAGUUCGGGGGGUCACCCAGCUGGGGGGUGCCUGUUCCCCCUCCUGGAGCUGCCUCAUCACAGAGGACACUGGCUUUGACCUGGGUGUUACCAUUGCCCAUGAGAUUGGGCACAGCUUUGGCCUUGACCACGAUGGUGCACCAGGCAGCGACUGCGAGUCCAGUGGCCACGUGAUGGCAUCCGACAGUGCAGUGCCAGCACACGGGGGCCUGGAGUGGUCAGCCUGCAGCCGCCGGCAGCUGCGGCACCUGCUCAGCAGCUUGGGACGGGUGCCCUGCAUGUGGGACCCACCACAGUCACCGUCUGGAUCCAAGGGCCACUUACCGGACGCACAGCCAGGCCUCUACUAUGGCGUGGACGAGCAGUGCCGGGUGGCCUUCGGCCCAGGGGCUUUUGCCUGUACCUUCACCAGGGAGGGCCUGGACAUGUGCCAGGCUCUCUCCUGCCACACAGACCCUCUGGACCAAGGCAGCUGCAGCCGCCUCCUUGUUCCCCUGCUCGAUGGGACAGAAUGUGGCGUGGAGAAGUGGUGUUCCAAGGGUCACUGCCGCUCACUGGCAGAGCUGACCCCCGUGGCAGUGGUGCACGGGCAGUGGUCCAGCUGGGGUCCCCGCAGCCCUUGCUCCCGCUCCUGUGGAGGAGGUGUGGUCACCAGGAGGCGGCAGUGCAAUAACCCCAGACCUGCCUUUGGAGGGCAUGCAUGUGUCGGUGCUGACCUCCAGGCCGAGAUAUGCAACACCCAGGCCUGCGAGAAGACUCAGCUGCAGUUCAUGUCCGAGCAAUGUGCCCAGACUGACAGCCGGCCUCUGCACCUCUCCCCAGGCAGUCCCUCCUUCUACCACUGGGGUGCUGCAGCUCAGUACAGUCAAGGGGAUGCUCUAUGCAGACACAUGUGCCAGGCCAUUGGCAAGAGCUUCAUCAUGAGGCGUGGAGAGAGUUUCCUGGAUGGGACCCGGUGUGUGCCGAGUGGACCUCGGGAGGACGGGGCCCUGGGCCUGUGUGUGUCUGGCAGCUGUCGGACAUUUGGCUGUGAUGGCAGGAUGGACUCCCAGCUGGCGUGGGACGUGUGCCACGUGUGUGGAGGAGACAACAGCACGUGCAGCCCCCAGAAAGGCUCCUUCACGGCUGGUAGAGCCCAAGCUCUGCUUCUCCCUAGAGUACGUCACGUUCCUGACCGUCACACCCAACAUGACCCAUGUGCACGUAGUCAACCGCAGGCCGCUCUUCACACACCUGGCGGUGAGGAUCGGCGAGCACUACAUCGUGGCUGGGAAGGGCAGCAUCUCCCCCAGCACCACCUACCCCUCCCUCCUGGAGGACAGCCGUGUGGAGUACAGAGUGGCCCUCACCGAGGACCGGCUGCCCUACCUGGAGGAAAUCCGCAUCUGGGGACCCACCCAGGAAGACAUGGAGAUUCAGAGCUAACUGGAGCUCCCAUCUGCUGCACUGUCCUGCCUGGGGCUCAGGGACUGAAGUGUGGAGAGACUUUCCAGGUGUACAGGCGGCACAGUGAGGAGCACGGCCACCUUGCCCACCCCGACAUCACCUUCACCUACUUCCAGCCUAGGCGACCCGCAGCCUGGGCGUGGGCCGCUGUGCGCGGGCCCUGCUCGGUGAGCUGUGGGGCAGGACUGCGCUUGGUGUCCUACAGCUGCCUGGACCAGGCUAGGGAGGAGUGGGUGGAAAUGGCCCAGUGCCAAGAGAGCCCCCAGCCACCCUCGUGGACAGAGUCCUGCAACCUUGCACCAUGCCCCCCAUACUGGGUGGCUAGCGACUUCAGCCCGUGCAGUGCUUCCUGUGGGGGAGGCCUCCGGGAGCGACUGGUGCGCUGCGUUGAGGCUCAGGGAGGCCUCCUGAGGAUGUUGUCCCCUGCCCGGUGCAGAGCCGUGGCCCCACAGCCGGCGGUGGAGGUGGAAACCUGCAACUCCCAGCCCUGCCCAGCCAGGUGGGAGGUGUCGGACCCUGGCCCCUGCACAGCGGCCUGUGGAACACACGUGGCCUCACGGAAUGUAACACGUAUGCUGGGAUCGGGUGGCCUGGAAGCCCCAGGGAUUGCAGGGCCCUGCUGCACGGACGGGAAGUUGCCUACUCUCGAGCCAUGUUUCCAGAGGGCCUGUCCUCCAGGCUGGAGUCAGCUGGACACCACAUCUCCUGGGAAGGAGGCCCCAUUGCCACUGGGCAGUGUCAGGCUGGAGGCUCAGGCUGCACACGUGUGGACUUCUCUAGCAGGGCCAUGCUCCGUCUCCUGUGGGCGAGGUCUGAUGGAGCUGCGUUUCCUGUGCAUGGACUCUGCCCUGGGGACACCUGUCCAGGAAGAGCUCUGUGGAGUGGCGGGCAAGCCUGGGAGCCGGCAGGAGGUCUGCCAGGCUGGCUCGUGCCCUGCUCGGUGGGAGACCCGAGCCUUGGCACCAUGCCCAGUGACCUGUGGAGGGGGUCGAGUGCCCCUGGCUGUGCGCUGCGUAAGGUUGGAGCACGGCCGCCCUGUCCCUCUGCCCCACUCCAAGUGCUGGCCAGUGCCCCAGCCUGGCCCCUUUGAGGACUGCAGCCCAGAAGCCUGUCCAGCCAGGUGGAAGGUGAUGUCCCUUGGUCCAUGCUCAACCAGUUGUGGCCUUGGCACUGCCACCCGUACAGUGGCCUGCAUGCAGCUUGACCGAGGCCAGGACACUGAGGUGGAUGAGGCAUCCUGUGCGGCUCUGGUGCGGCCACAGACCAGCAUCCCCUGCCUCCUCACUGACUGCACCUACCAGUGGCAUGUUGGCACCUGGACAGAGUGCUCCGUCUCCUGUGGGGAUGGCAUCCAGCGCCGGCGUGGCACCUGCCAUGGACCCCAGGCCCAGGCGCCUGUGCCAGCCAGCCUCUGCCGGCACUUACCCAAGCCAUCAACUGUACGCAGCUGCCAGGCUGGGCCCUGUGUGGGGCAGGGGACCCUCCACCCAGCACCCCACAAAGAAGCCACUGACCCCGACCAGACCACAGCUGGUGGUGCUUCUCUGGAGUGGCCCCAGCUCCAGCCUCUGUGGCCCAAGGAAAGCCUGGUGGAGUCCAGUGCCUGUGGCAGGCAGCACCUGGAGCCCACAGGAACCAUUGACAUGCGAGACCCAGGUCAGGUGGACUGUGUGGUGGCCAUCGGGCGGCCCCUGGGUGAAGUGGUAACACUCCAAGUCCUCGAGAGCACCCUCAACUGCAGUGCAGGGGAGAUGUUGCUGCUCUGGGGCCAGUUCACAUGGAGGAAGCUGUGUGGGAAGCUCUCUGGCAUGACUUUCACCUCCAGGACCAACACUCUGGUGGUGAGGCUGCACCUUGUGUGGCCAGGAGGUGGAGUGCUGCUGCGGUACGGGAGCCAGCCUGCCCAUGGGACCUACAGAGAAUGCGACAGGCAGCUCUUUGGAGCCCAGGGAGAAAUCGUGAGCCCCCCACUGAGUUCAGAGGGGAUGGGUGUAGGAGGCUGCCGGGUCUUCAUCAGUGUGGCUCCACAGGCCCGCAUUGCCAUCCAUGCUCUAGUCACCCGCAUGGGCCCUGGAACCAAGGGAACCAGUGCCAGCUAUGUCUUGAUUCGGGACACCCACAACCUGAGGACCACAACAUUCCACGGGCAGCAGGAACUCUACUGGGAGUCAGAGGGCAGCGAGGCUGAGGUGGAGUUUAGCCAGGGUUUCCUGGAGGCACAUGCCAGCCUGCAGGGCCAGUACUGGACCCUUCGUUCCAGAAUGCCAGAAGAGGACCAAGAGCUGGAGCACAGCCAGGCCCUGCCCUAGAUUUCUCUCCAAGCAUUGGAAGGGAGGAGAAGGAACCUGACACCUAUUGAACACUGUUAGAUGUCUCCCUGUAGGGUUUAAUUCUGGUCUCAGAGUGCCUUCCCUAGGACUUCCGUCAAUCUUGGGGAUUCUCCUUUAGGGUCUUCGCCAAUGUACGCAAGGUUUAGGUGUGGGAGGUGGAGACUCUCUGGGAAGGCAGCUCCCAGCCCCUCAGAUUCCAAUAAAGGAAAUGGAAGGUCUGACCUGCAUUUUCUUU